UAGUAAUCAGCUAAAUACAUUUUGAGUGGAGGGCGGCUUUAAUGAUAAAAAGUGGGUGCACGUGUGACCAAGUGCACCUGACACUUAAAUACACUUUUAAAGUACAGUAAAUGAGGCCAUGCGAGCACCUUUAAUGAGGCUAGACUAAUAUCCUGUGGAAAGCCAAGGUGCCGGCAGCUGCUGAGAUCAGGUUUAUGUUGCAAUCCUAGCAGACCAAAGGGGCCUCAACAUGUCAACUCACUGAGGAUGAAUGGAGGAUGCUCCCGUGUCCUCUGUGCGUCUGUCCCUCUGAACAGCAGCACCCUCCCUCCUCCCUGCGCCCCGCGCGCACUCCGGAGUUGAGGAUGAAGACGCAGAACAUCAGGACCCUCUCACUCAUCCUCUCCAUGGUUUUCUACCUGCUCAUAGGAGCCGCCGUCUUCGGCGCACUAGAGUCGGACAGUGAGAGUUCAAGGAAAAGGGCGCUGGAGCAGAAGCUGAACGAGCUGAAGAUAAAGUACGGCUUCGCUGAGGAUGACUACCGGGAGAUUGAGAGAGUGGUCCUUCAGUCGGAGCCGCACCGCGCAGGCAGACAGUGGAAGUUCGCCGGCUCGUUUUAUUUUGCCAUCACUGUUAUCACCACGAUUGGUUAUGGCCAUGCUGCUCCACGCACUGAUGCUGGCAAGGCCUUCUGUAUGUUUUACGCUGUCAUGGGCAUUCCUCUGACACUGGUCAUGUUCCAGAGCCUGGGCGAGAGGAUCAACACUUUUGUCCAUUACCUCCUGCGCAGAGCCAAGCAGGGCCUGGGUUUACAGAAGACAGAGGUGUCCAUGGGGAACAUGGUCCUGGUGGGUCUACUGUCCUGCAUGAGCACGCUGUGUAUUGGAGCUGCAGCCUUCUCCCACUUUGAGGGCUGGACCUUCUUCAAUGCCUACUACUUCUGCUUCAUCACGCUCACCACCAUUGGCUUUGGGGAUUUUGUGGCCCUGCAGAAGAAAGAUGCUCUCCAGAAGCGAACCCCAUAUGUGGCCUUCACCUUCAUGUACAUCCUGGUCGGGCUGACAGUCAUUGGAGCUUUUCUUAACCUGGUGGUCCUAAGGUUCCUCACUGUCAGCACCGAGGAGCCUGAUGGAAGGCCUGAAGUGCAGGGAGAGGAGCAGGAUACGCAGCCUAAGGACACGCAGGGGGUCAGGGAGGCAGAAACUUCUGAUGUGGAAUAUAAAGACGGAGAAGACGGACACAGCAGCCGGUGCAACCUAAGCCUACCCAUGGAAGGGGGCACCAGCCGUAUAAACCUCCUCCCCUCUCCUGUAGAGGAGCGCAGACUUGUUAUAUCUGAACAGGAAGAGCACUCUAAGCUCCCUGAAGCCAGCAGGUUCAGAGCCUUGCUCUUCUGCAUGUGCUGUGACCCGGACGUUUACGACAGCCCCUCUCUGUCUCACUGUGAGCCUGAAGGCGGCCAUAGCAACCCAGUCUUUUACAACUCCAUCUCCUACAGGAUAGACCAGGCCUCAUGCAGCUCCUGCACCAUGUCGUCACAGACUUCCCCCAGCAGCGCAGCUCUCUGCCUGGGCAAGAAUAGUCUUCACACCAGGAGGAUGUCAUUCUAACUCUCUGAACUUUUGACCUAUAAGUCUAGGUGGGCUUUGUUUUGGACUUUUUGUACACACCACAGAAGAGAUAAAGCCCUCUAAAUUUCUGCGUGGUGGAACAAAUUGCCCUGUGCUUUCCCAGUCAUGAAUGUAGCAUUGCUUGUGAUCAGAUAAAAUGUAGCAUAUCAUAAAAAAUCAUAUAAAGUUUAUAAUGUUAUUUUUCUACAUUACAAGUGAAUACUAAAAUGAAGAUAUGUAAAAAAAAAUUAAAGUAUGUGAAAUCCCACCUUUAUUGUCCCAAUGCAUAUUGUAUAAAAGCUAAAGGAAACAUGUGAUCAACAAACUGUCACUGCAAGACAUGUGACUGAGAGAUGUGAUUUUUUUUUGAAUGAUUUUUAUCUGUGUGAAUAUUUAAGGUGUCAGACUUUCUGCAGCAUUGUCACCUGUGACCCUCAGUUAUUUCCAGUCAGUAAUCAUCGGUGUCUUCUAAUAGGAACGUACACUUCGUCGCUCUGGCUGGUUCCCUAGGUAACGCUUCCAUCCCGGCGCUUAGUGCAGUGGAAAACUGCAGAGGAACACAUACAGUACAGUGAGCAGUGAUUGUCUGAAGUCAGCAUCCAGUCAAAACUCAUUUCCAGACCGUGUCCGCUGUGAUGAACGAGUGCGUCAGUAAAGAAUUAAAUAUGAGCAGAGGCGCUUAAA
This is a messenger RNA of Thunnus maccoyii (southern bluefin tuna), 2273 nucleotides long. RefSeq names its product potassium channel subfamily K member 15-like. The record is from RefSeq and is a predicted model, not a curated record. Gene Ontology annotation, biological process: potassium ion transmembrane transport; stabilization of membrane potential. Gene Ontology annotation, cellular component: membrane. The transcript has 3 exons. NCBI's taxonomy places the organism in Eukaryota, Metazoa, Chordata, Actinopteri, Scombriformes, Scombridae. Gene Ontology annotation, molecular function: potassium ion leak channel activity. Bases 258 to 1589 code for a protein of 443 amino acids.